Molecule: messenger RNA, 1491 nt
Organism: Tribolium madens (black flour beetle)
Lineage: Eukaryota; Metazoa; Arthropoda; Insecta; Coleoptera; Tenebrionidae
Product: probable medium-chain specific acyl-CoA dehydrogenase, mitochondrial
Exons: 6
Coding region: 198-1427 (409 amino acids)
Biological process (GO): medium-chain fatty acid catabolic process; fatty acid beta-oxidation
Cellular component (GO): mitochondrion
Molecular function (GO): medium-chain fatty acyl-CoA dehydrogenase activity; flavin adenine dinucleotide binding
Source: RefSeq, a predicted model, not a curated record
CUCCCACUUUCCUUUACUUAACAAGGUCACAAAUUUUACCGAUUCAUCCUCUUUGUUUACACAAUUGUAAUGAUUAGAUUGUGUCUUUAAUUGGUGCAAAAAUUUGUUUUUAUUGACAUAUUGUUUGUUGUAUUAAGCAUAAAAUAAUAAACUGAAGAGUCAUUCGCGCUUCGUUGCAACAAAAAUACGCACCCAAAAUGGCCCUAAAUGUGCAAAAGAUUUUCAGUCGGGCGUUUUCUGUGACCACCGUUCGAAAAUCGGGCUUCAAUUUUGAGCUCAAUGAAACUCAGAGAGAAAUGCAAGCCAUGGCUCGGAAGUUCGCUCGCGAGGAGAUUGCCCCCCAAGCAGCCCACUUCGACAGAACCGGGGAAUACCCCAUUGAGAUUUUGAAGAAGGCCUGGUCUGUGGGCCUGAUGAAUUCGCACAUUCCGGAGCAUUGCGGCGGUUUGAAUCAGGGGGUUUUCGACGCGUGCUUAAUGGGGGAAGAACUGGCUUGGGGCUGUUCGGGGAUCGGGACAGUUAUUGGGUCCUCACAUCUUGGGCAAGUUCCUGUGAUUCUUAAUGGGACGAAAGAGCAACAGAAGAAGUAUUUGGGGCGCUUGAUCGAAGAGCCCUUAGUUGCGGCUUAUGCCGUGACUGAGCCUGGUUGUGGCUCUGACGUAAAUGGGGUUAAAACCCGGGCUGAAAAAAAGGGCGACGAGUACGUAAUAAACGGUCAAAAAAUGUGGAUCACAAAUGGGGGCGUCGCCAAUUGGUACUUUGUCCUCGCUCGCACGAACCCCGACCCGAAAGCCCCCGCUGGUAAAGCCUUCACAGGCUUUAUCGUCGACAGAGACACCCCCGGAGUGACCCCCGGCCGCAAGGAAAUGAACAUGGGGCAGCGAGCCUCCGACACUCGCGGAGUCACCUUCGAGGAAGUUCGCGUCCCGAAGGAGAACGUCCUUUUGGGCGAAGGCGCCGGGUUUAAGAUCGCCAUGGGGGCGUUUGACACCACGCGUCCGCCGGUGGCGUGUGGGGCUACAGGUGUGGCGCAGAGGUGUCUCGAUGAAGCGACGAAGUACGCCCUCGAGCGCAAGACUUUCGGGGUCCCCAUUGCCUACCACCAGGCGGUGGCGUUCAUGUUGGCCGAUAUGGCGAUUGGGGUGGAGACGGCGAGGCUGGCGUGGAUGAGGGCGGCGUGGGAGGCCGACCACGGGAUUAGGAACAGUUAUUCGGCCUCGAUUGCGAAGGCCUACGCCGGGGAUGUGGCCAAUAAGUGUGCUUCAGACGCCGUGCAGAUUUUCGGGGGCGCGGGGUUCAAUAGCGAGUAUCCGGUGGAGAAGCUGAUGAGGGAUGCGAAGAUUUAUCAGAUUUAUGAGGGGACCACGCAAAUACAGAAGUUGGUCAUCUCGAGGAGUGUCCUCGAGGCGAGCAAAAGAAUGGCUUAGGUUUUGAGGAAAAAAAAUACAAAAUUUUUGAUAUGUAAUCGUUUAAUAAAGUUUUUUUUAAGAA